Molecule: messenger RNA, 2541 nt
Organism: Carassius carassius (crucian carp)
Lineage: Eukaryota; Metazoa; Chordata; Actinopteri; Cypriniformes; Cyprinidae
Gene: c4h2orf42
Product: chromosome 4 C2orf42 homolog
Exons: 9
Coding region: 157-2106 (649 amino acids)
Cellular component (GO): nucleus
Source: RefSeq, a predicted model, not a curated record
GGCCAAUCGGGAAGCUCGUUACAGCCGCAGCGGAGAGUCUGUUUGUAAGGAGGAAUGGCGACGGUCACUGGAGCUCUGAAGAGAAUCCUCCGCCGGAUCUGACCACUGAGCGCCGGGAAAGCGCUGCUGUAGAGUUUCAGUGUACGUCUGCUAACAAUGGAUGCUUCUCUGGUAAACUCUGCAAUAUCACUGGCAUCACAAACUGUGGUUUCUCCUGUUACUCAAACCUCCAGCAACUUGAACAGGAGACCUCGAAACAAACGGAAGACUCCUGCGUUUCUGUCAAACUUGGGCAAGGCUACAUUAAGAGGCAUCCGCAAGUGCCCUCAGUGUGGCGUUUACAAUGGCACCCGUGGCCUCAGCUGUAAGAACAAGGCCUGUGGAACCAUCUUCAGGAAUGGGGAACAUGGGACUGGACGUUUGAAAAAAGGGGCAUGUGAAGUGGUUCAAGUUGUAACAGACAGUGGAGGUGGCAGGGCCGGAGGGCCGCAAGUGUUCUCUGUGCGUCAGAGGGGACGUGGCCCUGAACAACGAGGCUUUGUUGAGUUAGUCCUCACGGAUACAGCUAUUACAACUGCAGACGGAACCCUGCUGACCCGUGUCAACCUCGGUCGCUGUUACAUGCCCUCUUGUCAGCAGAAUGAAAGUGAGUCAACAGUUGAAGGUGGCCAUCAACAAGCAACACAACCACCCAAAAGUCCCUGUACCCAUGUGAAGCAAGCCAUGGAGUGUCAGACCCAAGCAACACCUCUGCCGCUCAAAAGCUCUGUCCUGGAGGCCCUGGUGGUCACUUCCCAGGCCAAAGAAGAGUUGUGGAGGCUGGCUACAGAGACACCGGGACCUCUAGUGCAGAGGGUUUCUAAAGGGACCCUAAUAGUGAAGUGCCAACCAGGUGAAGCCCACCCUCUGGGAUUGCUGCAUCUGACGGUGGGCUUAACUGGUGUUAAAGACAAGACUGUGGGUGCGGCUCCCUUUCAAUGUGCAUGUUAUGUACCUAAUACCAAGGGGGAUUUGGGGGUGAGAAGUGGGGGUCAGUCUAAUAUCAACAAUGGAGAAAAUUCCCACCAGCAUAAUUUACCUGAGCACUGCCUCCAUUUCUAUGCUUGCGUUUGUGCCUUCACAAGUGAUGAGAAGCUGGCCUCUGAGUUUUCAGCUUUCCUCAACUACAACAUGAAUGGACUGCAGGAGAGGGCAGAUGCCACAACGCUCAGUAUACCUGAGGCUCAGCAGCACAUUGAGCCUUCCAUCUCUCAUCGUCCCAAGAGACUCAAAUUUGUGGAGUCCUCUACUGCUUCCUUUGUCUCAUCCUCAUCUCUUCUGGCUGUCAAAGACACUUCUGCUCCCACCCUAAACCAGCGCUUAGUGCUGGCUCCCACUCACAGAAAACACUUCAGUUCUACUGGGCUUAAAAACCCAGGAAGCAGCCAGCCGGUGGAUGAGACGCAUGUGUCUUUGGGUUUCCAGCACUGGUUGGCCAGUGUUACUGAGAGGAUCCAUCAGACGAUGCACUUCCAGUUUGAUGGAAAGCCAGAGCCGCUGGUCUUCCACAUCCCGCAAGCUUUCUUCAAUGCCUUACAGCAGCGUUUAUCACUGGGCUCAAAGAAGAGAAGACUUCCCAACUACACCACCACUUUUGUGCGUAAUGACGCUUUGCCUCUGGGCUCUUUCUCUAAAUACACCUGGCACAUUACCAACCUGAUGCAUGUAAAACGCAUCUUUGAUACCCCAGAGUUACCACUAGAACUCACUCAGAGUUUUGUGAAGAACAGUGAUGGCUCCUAUUCACCGUAUCGCUGUCGGGAAACCCCUACUGAUCCUGGAUCAGACACCUGCCUCCAUUCACGCACCAGUAAGCCUCUGGCCAUCAGACCACUGGAGCUACGUACCUUCCUCAGAGUGGGGACAUGUGCUUCUGAGCAGACAGAGCCUGUGCCCUUUGUGAUUGAAUGGAUCCCAGACAUCCUUCCGCACUCACAGGUGGGAGAACUGAGGAUCCGGUUUGAGUACGGCCAUCAGCUGGGCAGUAAACCCGAGCACUGCAAGAGCUCGGCUGGGCCAGAGAAAACUGAACAGAUGCCAUCCCACACCAGUGAAGACCCCCUGUAGAAACAUCAUGAAAUUCUCAUGCAAAUCGACAACUACAUUUCUCCACUGUUCAUAAUGUACCCUUGUAAGAAAAAAAUGGAAAACAAUGACACAUUUUAUUGCACUUAUAUUAAAUGGCAAUUAGGAACUUGUAAAGUGCUACUCAGGAAAAGUUCAUUGUCAGAAACAGGUUUAAAGUUUGCAAUACAAGCACCUGAUAUGCAGAUGUAAAAUAUUUAUAAUAUACGUGUACAAAAACAAAAAACAAAAAAAGAAAUAGUGUGAACAUAUGUUUUGUGCUGUACAAUAAGAUCAGAUUUCUUGUUUUGAGAAAUCAUGUUCAUUGAUUUUGUUUUUUUGUUUACAUGUAAAAGAAGAGAACCCUGUCCCCAACCCAAUUUUCCUCACAGAAAAAUGUGCAAAACACUAGAUUUAAAUAAAAAUGGUUUUGUCUGA